Molecule: messenger RNA, 3432 nt
Organism: Carya illinoinensis
Lineage: Eukaryota; Viridiplantae; Streptophyta; Magnoliopsida; Fagales; Juglandaceae
Product: disease resistance protein At4g27190-like
Exons: 2
Coding region: 354-3194 (946 amino acids)
Molecular function (GO): ADP binding
Source: RefSeq, a predicted model, not a curated record
CUUCUGAUAAAAUGAUCAACGGUAAGGAUUAUUGGUCUGCCAUUUCAUGCCAGUAUGAUUGAGUAGGAGUAGGAGCCGAAAGCCCUUUUGUUUUAUUUGUCUUUUGCUUUUGUGUUUUGCCCUGUUAAUAGCUGCAUUCCACGGCUAUGAAAUCAUUGAAAUGUAACCAAAACCCCCCAAAAAAUAAAUGUGAUGACCUACAAUCCUUCACCGUUCCUGAACGUGACAAAUGAGGUUGAGUUAUUGAUAUUAUUGGUUUAAAAACACAAGUUUCUUGAUCAGAAGCUGCGAAACCGAGUGUUCUUGAUCAGCAGUUCUUUGGCUGUGAGUUUUUUCAAAGCAAAAUUUCCAGCAUGGAAGUCGUGGCUUCGAUUGUCAGUGUAGCAGUCCUAAAAACUGGUGAGGCUCUCUGUUCUACUAUCAAGAACAUUGCCAAAAGCCCACAACAGCUUCAUGUUUUGGAAAUGGAGAAGAAAUCCCUUACGGCUCUUAGAGAUGAGACAGCAAUAGAAAUCGAAAGAGCUACGCAGGAAGGAAUGGCAAUAAAAGAUAGAGCCACUGGAUGGCUUAAGGAUGUUGACGAGCUGCUUCGUAAGAUGAAUGAUCAGAUUCAAGAAGCAAAGAGUUCCCGAUGUUUCUUAAGUUGCAGUACUAAGCGGUGUAGAAUAAGCAGGGAUGUGGCAGAACAGCUCAAAGAGGUAAAAAGGCUUCUAGAAGUGGGAAGUUCCAUCGCUAGUUCCGUGGCUCAUAGUUAUCCAGAGGUCAAAGCAGUGGAGCAUAUUCCUGGACCUUCAAUUCAAGAUCAAACAGCGUCAGUAUCAGAAGAUUUAGCCAAAAUUAUGACUCUAUUGUCUGACGAUAAAAAGGGGAUAAUUGGUAUAUGGGGGAUGGGAGGAGUCGGCAAAACUAAUCUGGUGAGAAAUUUGAACAAUAAGCUCCAAAAAAAUUCAAAUCUGCGUUUUAGCUGUGUACUAUGGGUUACAGUGUCCAAAAAGUUGGACAUAAAAAUGGUCCAGACGAGAAUAGCUUCCAGACUGGGUUUGAAACUGGAAGAAAGUUCGGGACCGGAUGGAAUGGCUAUUCAACUUCAUCGGAGACUAGAGAAGGAAAGGUUUCUUCUCAUUCUCGAUGAUGUUUGGGAAAAAAUUGAUUUGGACAAAUUGGGUGUCCCACGGCCUGAAGAUCAUAGCGGUAGUAAGAUCAUAUUGACAUCUAGAUCUUUGGAUGUAUGUAGGUACAUCCAGACAGAUUUUAACGUACCGAUGAGCGUUUUGGGGGAUAAAGACGCUUGGCAAUUAUUUAGUCAAUAUGCGACGGAUGUGGUUAGUUUAGAACAUAUCACACCACUUGCAGAGGCAAUUUGUAAAGAGUGUGAGGGAUUGCCUUUGGCCAUCAUCACCAUGGGAGCUGCAAUGAGAGGAAAGACGAAUCCUGAGGUAUGGAAGCAUGCCUUGAAUCAAUUGCACAGAUCGGUGCCUUAUGCGGCAGGCGUUGAGGAGAAGCUCUAUAAGCGUUUGAAAUGGAGUUACGACUCAUUAGAAGGUAAAGACUUGAAAACUUGUUUUCUUUACUGCUCUUUGUUUCCAGAGGACUUCUCAAUUGAUAUAGAUGAACUAGUAUGGUACUGGCUGGCGGAAGGUUUGAUAGAUGAACGAGAAGACUAUGAGGUUUUCUACAGUAGAGGAAUUAGUUUGAUUGAAAAUCUGAAGGACGCCUGUUUGUUGGAAGAUGGUUCCGAUAAGGGCACCGUGAAGAUGCAUGACGUUGUUCGUGAUGUUAGCAUAUGGAUUGCAUCAACCUGCAGCGAGGAUGGAAGUAAAUCCCUCAUUCGUACAGAGAAAGGGUUGAAAGAGAUUUCAGCCACUGAGCUAUCAAAUUCUCUCAAAAGAGUUUCUUUUAUAGAUAACGAUUUAGAAAAACUACCUGAUGAUUCUGUGAUUCGAUGUUCAGAGGCAUCAACUUUUUUACUACAGAAUAAUCCUCGCCUUGAAUUAAUUCCUGAAAUAUUUUUGGAACGAUUUAAAGCACUGAGAGUCUUGAAUUUCAGUCGGACCAGCAUCAAGUCAUUGCCCGAUUCUCUUCUUCAACUGGAUGACCUCCGUGCUCUUCUUUUGAGUAAUUGCGAGGAUCUCGAAGGAUUACCCCCACUAGAAAGGCUCAGUAGACUUCAAGUGUUUGAUCUCUCCUGGACUGGUAUCAGAGAAUUACCAAAAGGGUUAGAGCAACUCAGCAACUUAAGGCAUCUAAACUUAGCCGGGACUUCUAAACUGGAAGUGGUUAAAGCUGGAGUCAUAUCCAAGUUGUCCAGAUUAGAAGUUCUGGACCUGUCAAACAGUUGCUACAUUUGGAAAGUGAAGGGAGCGGUACAAGAGGAGGAAGCAUGUUUUGAAGAGCUACAAUGCCUGGAGCGGUUACAAGUUUUAUCCAUCAGAUUGAAAUGGAACCCGUGUUACACUCUCCAAGAUACAAUUACUUUCUGGAUAAAUGGAUUAAAAGCAUUCGAAAUUAACGUCGGACCAUCGGGAUAUUCUCUUUCAGGGCGAGAUCUAUGCCUACUCUCAGAUGCCCAAAGAUGCAUCGUGACUAUGGAAGGGAUUGACCUCUCGGGAGGACAAAUUGGGUGCUUGUUGAGCAAUGCAAGUUAUCUACGCUUACUAAGUUGUGGAGGACUGAAUGAUAUGCUACAAGACAUGGUCAUUAACAAUGUUGGCAGAAGCUUUACAUAUUUAAAAAAGCUUAAGAUUAAGUACUCUGACUGCAGUUUUCGGACGGGAGGACCUGCAGCACGGUAUGACCUACUACCCAAUUUGGAGCAACUUAGUCUGUCUGGGAUAAAAGGUGUUGAAAGCAUUUCAGAGCUAGCCAAUCUUCUCGGACUGAGAUUUCAGAGACUGAGAAUAUUAAAUGUGUUUGCCUGUUGGCAGAUGAAAUAUCUUCUCUCCCUAGAGAACUCCAUUCGCACAAUGCCGAACCUAGAAGUAAUCGAGGUACAACAUUGUCCCAAUUUAGAAGAGCUCUUCAAUUAUCAGAUCAAUAUGGCUGGUCUAGAUCCUAUUACCCCAAAACUACAAAAAUUGUAUUUGAGGAAACUUCCCAAAUUAAGGAAUCUUUGUAGGGAUGAAAAGACCUGGCCGGGUAAUAAAGUGAAGGUUGAGGUGAUCGACUGCGAUUUUCUGAGCACUGAUCAGCAAUGAUACGAUGGAAACAAGUUGGGGGAAACGAAUUGGAGACGCAUGCAUCCACAGACAAAACUAAAUAAUAUUUUAUGUGUUUUUGUUGGAGUGAGGUGUACAAUAUAUAUAUGUAUAAUUUUCUGGAAGUUUAUAUAUAUUACGUGUGCAUGUCUAUAUAUAUAUAAAAGAUAAAUUUGAUGUAUUUUGAUGUAUUAAUUUUGUGAGUGACAUUUGAUGCAAUGAUCAGCUUUCUUAUGUA